Trypanosoma cruzi is the source of this 2337-nucleotide messenger RNA. RefSeq lists its product as uncharacterized. The record is from RefSeq and is a predicted model, not a curated record. NCBI's taxonomy places the organism in Eukaryota, Euglenozoa, Kinetoplastea, Trypanosomatida, Trypanosomatidae. Bases 1 to 2337 code for a protein of 778 amino acids. The transcript has a single exon.
AUGGAUACGGUUCAGGAGGAGAUUACAGUUGCCGCCAUUCAGAGUGAGCUGAAGGCUGCAACACAUUUGUUUGACCAGAAAAUUCGUCGCGCCGUUGAAAAGGUAGACAAGUACCUCAAGAAGGGUACGAAGAAGGAUGACAUCAGCGUUGAAACCAAACUGGUGGAAUUCAAAGAAUGUGCCUUAUUGUUCAACUCGGCGUGCAAGGAGAUGCUGCUGGCGGCGAAAAAAGUGUCAAAAAAAUUGGCACAGUGCGACCCUUUGCGUUCCACCGAGGCGGCGGCACAGCCCAAAUCGCGGAAGACGGAGGAAUCGUUGCAGGAGGCGAAACAGCCGGCUGACGCAAAGGACAAAACUAUUGCGGAUCUUCAAAAGCGGAUAGGGAAUAUAAGAGAAGAUGCCGAAAGGGUUCAAGGCGAACUGCAGCAGAAGUUGUCUGAUGCGCUUGCAGAGGUGACAGCUAAGUCUGAUGAGUGCCUUCGUGUGAAGGCAGAAGGCGAAGAGUGUCGGGAGGAGCUGAGGGUGGCGCAGUCCCAAAUGGCUCUAUUGACUGAUCGUCUCGGGGCGUUGGAACGACGCCGCUCCCACGAGUUUGCCUUGUUGGAGCGUAUGUCAAACGACCAUGAGAGGGACAUCGCCGUCUGGCAGAAGAAGUGCUCACAGGCCCUGCAGGAGGUGGAGUACCUGCGUACGGAGAAGGAGAGUUUGCGAGGGCGCCUGGUUGAUGAAAAACUCCGCGUUCAACUUCGUGAACUGCAGCAGGAGUGCAACCGCCUCCGCGAGGAGAACGCCACCCUUCGUCACGGCGGAAUAGCGGAUGAGACUUCGGUCAAUGACGCAGGCAUGGCGAAAAGAGGCGUGUUUGGGAUGGGGCUGACGACGACUUGUCCGGAGGGGAAAAAUGUUGGCACGGCUGAGAGCCCCGUCGUCGUCUCCCUCGAAAUGGAGAAGAAACGGCUAUUGGAGCAGCUGAGUGUUUCAUUUGAGGAGAAAUUGGCCCUUGAGAGCGAGCUGCUUAUGCUCCGUCAGCGACUUGCUACGGUGGGGGGAAAUACGGAGCAAACUCGCGGGAAUGGGGAAUUAAAAGAUGCGCCGCCGUCGUCUCUUGUGGAUUCGGCGAUGGAUGAAGACGCCAGCAUGCAGCAUGAAUUCCCGUGUGACACCCGCAGUGCCGGCAAAACAGCUAGUAACAGUGGGGACGGCAGCACUUGCGGUUGCGCCGCGACCUCUAAUAGUCAUUUGGGCGUAAAAAACGAGAAACUGCCAAAGAAUUGUGCACACAGCGACAAUGGGGAGAAGAGUCGUGUGCGGGAAUUGGAGGAAUACGUUCGGCAGUUGGAGCUGCAGAUGCGGGAUGUCGUCACGACGGCGACGAUGGCCGUUGACGAUGAACGUAAAGCCGCGGAGCAACGGCUUCAGAAAGAAAUUGCUCUUCAUAGUGAGAUUUAUGAGUCGCAACUAGAAACUCUGAAACAAUACGGCGAGAGACAGGCGCGCGAGGCAAAAGAGGCUGCGCUGCGGUGUCAGCAGCUGCAGGGCGAACUGGACUUGCUGCGGACUACUACAAAAAAGGAGAAGAUUGCACAGCGAGAUCUCUUGUCCGAAGCGGAGCGACGCCUCUCAAUGGCUGAAAAGAAGAUCUUUGCGGUGCGUCUUGACAACGAGCAGCUGAGAGUGAAGGAGCGUGUGCUGAGGCGGGAGUUAGAGAAUAUGAAGGCCCUGCUGGGUUCUCAGCAUGUCUCCACACCGACACCAGCGUCAACACUGUCGCGACAGGAGGCGAAAUUUAACAGCAUUGGUGAUGGCGGCGUUCCCAGCAACAAAGAGCAAAAACUGCAUCCCUGUUUACCUCCCAAUGACUGCUCCGCGGGAAUAACAGCGACCACGGCAACGAGCGAUGCAAAGAGCGACAAAGGAAGCACGAAUGGUGGCAGCCAGGAGUUGGCAUCAACUCCUCGGGGUUUGUCAGCUGCUGAGCGACUGGCUGAAGUCAUUCGUCAGCUGCACGAGCGCUUGACGGCGUUAGACGCGGAGGCUGCACGGGUCACCGAGAAGUACGAAGAAGAGCACGGUGCGAGUACCCAACGUCUCCAGCAACUCCGUGCGGCACUUCUAUACUGGAAUCGUGACGAUGACACUGAUGACAGUUUGAACGGUGUGAACACGAUGGAGAUGCGGCGACGAAUCGAGGCGGAAAUUGGGGCUCUAGUGGAGUCGCAGCGUGCGGCACAGGACACCAUCACGGCGUAUUACGCUCAGGCUGGUAAGAAGCGGGGUGAACUCGUGGAAGCUCUUGAGAAAGCCAAAAAUAUGCGCAUGGCGUUGAAGCGAGAAUGA